This is a messenger RNA of Ictalurus furcatus (blue catfish), 2551 nucleotides long. RefSeq names its product G protein-coupled receptor 174 (gene gpr174). Gene Ontology annotation, molecular function: G protein-coupled receptor activity. Bases 1006 to 2031 code for a protein of 341 amino acids. NCBI's taxonomy places the organism in Eukaryota, Metazoa, Chordata, Actinopteri, Siluriformes, Ictaluridae. The record is from RefSeq and is a predicted model, not a curated record. Gene Ontology annotation, cellular component: membrane. Gene Ontology annotation, biological process: positive regulation of Rho protein signal transduction; phospholipase C-activating G protein-coupled receptor signaling pathway. The transcript has 2 exons.
UCCCAGUGAAGGAGCUGUUACUAUAGAAACAAUAACAGACUACAAAUAAGACUUGUGCACUAAACACUUUUAGUAAAAUCGGCUCUCUCUGAAACAGAAGGUUUCGCUUUUCGGAGUGGGUUUGAGUUUGGAGUUAUAGCCCCCGUAUGAAUUAAAGCAGCAGUUGGAGUAAUGAUCAAAGGAACGUUUGAGGAACGCUCUUUUUUGAUUUACAGUAUUCUGCUCUCGUAAUGUAAGUACACAUUCAUGGCUCGGUACAAGAGACAUUUCUUUUACUAAGUGAUAGGAAACAUGGAAAAGCAUCUUUCAAACAAGGAAGAAAUGGGUAUCAAGAAAUAGCAGAAGUAGGAGAGUUCGAGCAAGCGUCACGUCCCUCAGUGAACGCCCCCACAGCGAGGCAGGAAACUCUAUCAGAAGUGAUAAACGAAUGAGUGUGAGGCAACAAACAGCACCAGAAAACCGCAGGGGUGAACAGAAAGAAAGGCAACCGUAAGUUAAAAGAUUGAAAAUAUUACAGAAAAGCAAAUAUAUAAAAAUAAUAAAAAAAUAAUUAAAAAAAAAAAAAACAACAACCAGAAACCCAAAUAUCAAUUGAAAGAGGAAGUGUGAGUGAGAAAGAAGAAAAGAGAGAGAGAGAAAAAAAACUAAAGGACUUGACUGCCUCAGUCAUCGUGCAGUUACAGUUCUGGUUGGAGAUCAUAUGGAUGGAUGUCACCUUGCACCGUAUUUUCCCACCGACUGUUCGAUAACAACCGAAACACCUCUGCUCUACUAGCGAUACGGACUGGAUACACUAACGUGACACCAUGGUACUUCUAGGACAUUAAGACGACUGCUCGUUUCCUCCGAAUGGCAACCUAAUGGAACAGCGUGAGUUUUUUUGCACCGAGUUUGGAUAAUAUAUUUGGGACAACGGGUGUCUGAGGAGCGCGGCGUAAACAAAUAAGGAUUGACGUCCGUCAGUGCUUUGGAGCAGACAUUCAGACCGGGACCAAUGACAGGAAAAUGAAUGAGAGCACUCCUGCAUGUGAAAAUGACACGAUAUACAAGGAUAUUAAAGAAUACCAGCGUUACACCUAUGCAAUCAUCUACACAGUAAUCCUGGUCCCAGGGUUGAUCAGUAAUGUUUUGGCACUUUGGGUUUUCCAUGUGUAUGUGAAGGAAACCAAGAAAGCUGUGAUCUUCAUGAUCAACCUGGCCAUUGCUGAUCUGCUCCAAGUACUUUCAUUGCCUUUGCGCAUCUACUACUACCUGAACCAAUCCUGGCCCUUUGGCCAUGCUGUCUGCAUGUUCUGCUUCUACCUGAAAUAUGUCAACAUGUACGCCAGCAUUUACUUCCUGGCAUGCAUAAGCAUAAGACGGUGCUUGCUUAUCAUCUAUCCACUGCGAUACAAAGGAACGAAACGACGACGAGACCGCACGUGGUGCGCGAUAGGCUGGUUCAUCGUGUGUGUUGGAUGCCUGCCCUUUCCGCUGCUGAGAAAAAACAUCGACUCCUCCAAGUCAGGAGAAUCUGCCAUCUGCUUCUCAGAGCUACCUAUGGUGUCUCUAUCCUUGGCAAGCGGAGUGACUCUCGUCACACUGGCAGAACUCAUCGGUUUUCUGUUACCUCUAGCAGUGGUCCUCACUUGCACGUGGUUAACUGCCGCAAGUCUGAGAGAAAAAAACUGUGUCCUUCAAGACGCUGGUGAAAAGCGCAAAGCUCUCAAGAUGGUGCUGAGCUGUGCAGGUGUCUUCCUGUUCUGUUUCAUGCCUUAUCACAUCACCUUUCCUUUGGACUUUUUAACCAAAUUGAAUAAGCAAAUGAGCUGCGUAUUUAAGAACACCGUCCAACGCUCCCAUCCUAUCACCUUGUGUCUGGCCAGCUUUAACUCCUGCCUGGACCCGGUGAUGUACUACUUCACCACUGAUGAAUUCAAGAGGCGUCUCUCGAGGCCAGAAUUGCCCGAAAGCUUCCAUUUGCACCGCAGGAUAUCGUGUUCAACAACCGAGGUGAAAGUUUUGCGGUCCGAGCAAGAUGAUGAAAUAUGAAGACGUGAACUUCUUUAACAAGAGGAAAGGCCUUACUGUUGUCAUUAACACUGAGAGUAUGAUCCCAUAAAGACUGUAGACAAACAAUGAGAAUAAAUCCCAAAGAUUAAAACGGAUCGGCGUUGUCCUUAUCAAUGGAAAGGACUAUGAUGAAGGCCUAAAAAUAUGAAUAACCUGCACUGAGCCCAAUAAUGUAAUACUGAAUAUAGCCAAUGUUAAAUAAUUUAUGAUUGAAUGUUGUCAUGGCCUGAUAAUUGCACGGUGUAGUGUGAGCUAUGUAUUAUUGUUAAAGCAGAUUGAUUCACGCGUAUUUCGAGAAUCGUAUGAUGACUGUGAACAGUAUGUGAUGUUUCAAUACUAAGACAAAUAUUCAUUUUUUGUAAAUAUGGGGAAAAUACUGAAGAAAUGUGACGAUUAAAUUCUGUGAAAGUUCAUUCAAAUACACACGUGAACGGCUGAACUACAAUUGCAAUGCGUUGGAUAUAUUCUUGUUCUCUUACAAGCUAAUGAAAUAGCUACU